Molecule: messenger RNA, 1398 nt
Organism: Schizosaccharomyces japonicus yFS275
Lineage: Eukaryota; Fungi; Ascomycota; Schizosaccharomycetes; Schizosaccharomycetales; Schizosaccharomycetaceae
Product: N-myristoyltransferase 1
Exons: 5
Coding region: 1-1398 (465 amino acids)
Cellular component (GO): cytosol
Molecular function (GO): glycylpeptide N-tetradecanoyltransferase activity
Source: RefSeq, a predicted model, not a curated record
AUGGCACCAGAAAAGCAAGAGAAAACAGUUUCGUCUACAAAUAAGCUCACUGCAGCGAGUUUUCGUGAGCUUUUGGAACGUCUAGCACUCGCAGACGGUGCUGGAGAAGAAGAGGAAAGUGUUAUUCCCAAAAAGUUCGAGGAGUACAAGUUUUGGAAAACUCAACCAGUUCCUAAGUUUGAUGACGAGAAUGAUGUUGAGGGACCGAUUGAUCCAAACACAAACAUUUCCGCCGUUCCUACGGAACCAUUGCGCAUGUUGAAAGAUUUUGAAUGGGUUACGUUGGACGUUUGCGAUGAGAAGCAGUUAACGGAAAUUUAUUCGCUGUUAACGGAGAAUUACGUGGAAGAUUCUUCCUCCAUGCUUCGUUUUGACUAUUCUGCAAAGUUUUUACAAUGGGCUCUUAUGCCUCCUGGUUAUGUCAAGGAUUGGCACGUCGGUGUUCGUGUCAAGUCGUCUGGAAAACUUGUCGCUUUCAUUUCAGCGAUUCCCGUACAAGUUCGUGUUCGUGACAGAGUUUUUGAGCGUUGUUCUGAGGUCAACUUCCUCUGCGUUCACAAGAAGUUACGUAGCAAGCGACUAACGCCUGUCCUUAUCAAAGAAGUCACUCGUCGUUGUCAUUUGAAGAAUAUCUGGCAAGCUAUUUACACCGCCGGAAUUGUGGUUCCCAGUCCCAUCAGUACGUGUAGAUACUUGCAUCGCAGCAUCAACUGGAAAAAGCUGUAUGACAUUGGCUUCUCCCCUCUUCCUCUUGGUUCAAGCGAAGAACGUGAAAUUGAACGUUUCGGUCUGCCUAAGAAGACUGAACUUCCCAACCUUCGUAGAAUGGAAGCAAAGGACGUGGAACAGGUUUGUGAUCUACUGACCCGAUUUUUGGAACGUUAUGAACUUGCCCAGCUGUUUACGCACAAAGAAGUUGAACACUGGUUGUUGUGUGGUAAUCCUGUUUCUAAGGGACCUGUUAUUUGGACCUACGUUGUCGAGGACCCAGAAACGAAGAAGAUCACCGAUUUCUUUUCAUUUUACUCUUUGCCUUCCUCCGUCAGUGGUAACCCUAAGUACAACCACAUUUCAGCGGCAUACUUGUUUUACUAUGCCACCGAAUCAUAUCCACGCGACGGUUCCGAUUCUGCUCAAGAAAAGUAUAUUCACCGUCUGAAGGAGCUUCUUCAAAGUGCCCUUAUUCUGGCCAACAAUUUUUGGAAUCCGAAUUUCUUCUUGCUUGAACAAAAGCAUCUUAUCUCUGCUAUUCAUUACGGCAAAGAUGUUCGGCAUUCUACAGUUACGAACCAUACAAUUCCUCAUCACUUUCACUUUUUAUAUUUCAAUCACCCCCGACGUCCACAACAAACAAAUCAAAACUUGUCAAAUCAUUUACGCGGUGUUUUUACCGUGUAA